AUGGAUACAACCGUGAAGACCCCGACGGCCAAGCAAGGGCGGAAGCGUGGUGGCCCUGCGUGUGAGGAUUGCAAGGCCAGAAAGAAGCGGUGCAUUCACCGUGGUGCUGAGCUUGAGACCGAGGUAUUACCUGGGCCCUCCUCUCCUGCUCCGACUCUGGGGGACCCAAUGAAGACCCGGAGGCGCAAGAGAGAGGAUGAUCACAAGUCCCCUGCCACUAAGCCUUCAGGUGCCGCUCCUACGUCCGACACUGACGCCUCUAGUGCGGCCGCUGCCAACAAGCUACAUCAUACGAAAAGAAGCAGGUCUCUGAAGGCCCCCCAAACUCCCGCCAUCACGGCCGCGAAGCCCAAGCCCAGAACAAAGAUCAAACGAAAGAGGAAGGUCAUUGUUGAGGCAGCUGAUGAAGAGAUCGAUGCCUCCAACAAUCAAUCCAUAAAGCGCGAUCUGUGCAAGCCUGCAAAAUCUUCAUUCACCGAUCGUUCUGCUCUCUCCGCUGCAUCUUCCGGGAAUUCCAUCGAAACCGCGGACGAUGAUGAUCCCAACGGGUCAUCCACUCCUCUAUCUCCUCUUACCCCGGUCCCGGGCUCGGUCCCGGCCCAGCCUGUCGAUGCCCUCCAGGGCUCGGCUCAGAUGAGUAUCCACUUGGUACUCUCGAGGGAUUUGGAGAGGCGCCUGGAUCGGCUCAAGGCCGACUUCAAGACCGCCAGGGAUACGAUGGAUACCGCCACCGAAUCGGCUGGUGCUGUGAUCGCGGCUGUCGAUGCGUGGAAGGAGACCUGGGCGAAGGGUGGACACUAG
This is a messenger RNA of Penicillium verhagenii, 801 nucleotides long. RefSeq lists its product as uncharacterized. Lineage: Eukaryota; Fungi; Ascomycota; Eurotiomycetes; Eurotiales; Aspergillaceae. The record is from RefSeq and is a predicted model, not a curated record. The transcript is spliced from 3 exons. The coding region runs from base 1 to 801 and encodes 266 amino acids.